Molecule: messenger RNA, 1291 nt
Organism: Ziziphus jujuba (common jujube)
Lineage: Eukaryota; Viridiplantae; Streptophyta; Magnoliopsida; Rosales; Rhamnaceae
Product: GDSL esterase/lipase At5g55050
Exons: 5
Coding region: 69-1157 (362 amino acids)
Molecular function (GO): hydrolase activity, acting on ester bonds
Source: RefSeq, a predicted model, not a curated record
AUGUGUGUGUGUGUGUAAAUGUGUGAAAGAUAAAGAGAGAUAGAGAGAGUGCUUCUUGAGCUCCAGCAAUGGCGGAUCACCAUGUUUUGCAAGUAGGUGUCUUGUUUCUCUUCUCUAUCUUCAUGUUUUCAGAUGCUGGAAGGGUUCCAGGGAUAUAUGUAUUCGGAGACUCUCUAGUAGAUGUGGGAAACAACAAUUACCUAAAAUUUUCCUUUGCCAAAGCAAAUUUUCCUCACAAUGGAAUAGACUUUCCCACCGGAAAACCAACUGGGAGGUUUGGAAAUGGCAAGAAUGCUGCUGAUCUUCUUGCUGAGAGUGUGGGUUUACCAACUGCACCACCAUUUCUAUCCCUGGUUUCGAAGAAAAACCAUGCCCAAUUCCAAACAGGUGUUAACUUUGGUUCUGGAGCAUCUGGAAUCAUUAGCCAGGAAAAUAAUAUCAUUCAAAAGCUCCAGUCAAUAUCUUUGCCAAAACAAGUAGACUUCUUUUUAUCAGUAAAUUCAGACCUGAAGAAAAAGCUUGGGGCCAUUGGUGCACAGAAGCAUCUAUCAAAAUCUCUGUUUGUCGUUGAGAGUGGAAGCAAUGACAUUUACAGCUACUUUGAGCCAUCUGACAAUUCCCAAAAUAAGACAACCCCUCAGCAAUAUAUCAACCUGAUGGCUCUCACAUUUAAGAAACAGAUAAAGCGUUUAUACAAUGUUGGUGCAAGUAAAUUUGUAAUUGUUGGGAUUGGAUUGGUUGGAUGCACACCAGCAGAGAGGAAUGGGAACAAAGCGGGAAAUUGCAAUGAAGAAAUAAAUAACUUGUCUGUGAAGUACAAUGGAGUUCUUAUAUCCAUCUUGAAGGCUUUGAAAUCAGAGCUCAAGAACAUCAACUACUCUUACUUUGAUGGUUACUCUGCCAUGGACAACAUCAUUCGGAAACCAGCUGCAUAUGGAUUCACAGAGGUUAAAGCUGCUUGUUGUGGGUUGGGGAAUCUAAAUGCUGAUGCACCAUGUCUGCCAUUUUCAACAUAUUGCUCAAACAGAAGCAACCAUCUGUUCUGGGAUCGAAGCCAUCCAACAGAGGCAGCUCAUAGAAUCUUUGUGGAUUACAUUUUUGACGGACCUUCACUUUAUACAUUCCCAUUGAAUGUUAGGAAGCUAAUUGCCAUUUAAGCCUCAGGAACAUAUAUCUUCUAGUUAAUUUCUUUUGUUUCUCUCAAGUAUAUCAUUUCCUUUUCUUGCUGGUUCAUGUCAUGUAUAAGUACUUAGAUAUUUAAAUAAAUAAUUAAUAGAUUAGCUUCCUCAAA